CAAAUGUGGAACCAAGAAAAAGACCACCUGAAGAAGUUCAAUGAGUUAAUGGUUGCCUACAGAGUCCGACCUACUGUUUUAUUGCCUUUUUGGAACGUAGCAGGUUUUGUUUUAGGGGCUGGCAGUGCUUUACUUGGAAAGAAAGGUGCGAUGGCUUGCACGGUGGCGGUGGAAGAGAGCAUAUCGGAUCACUACAACAGCCAGAUCCGAACUCUUAUGGAACAAGAUCCAGAAAAGUACAAAGAACUAUUGCAGAUAAUAAAGCAAUUUCGGGAUGAUGAAAGGGAGCACCACGAUAUUGGGCUUGAGCAUGACGCAGAAGCGGCACCAGCUUAUUCAGUUUUGAAGACAGCUAUACAACUUGGAUGCAAAGCUGCGAUAUUUUUAUCAGAAAGAAUUUAG
Messenger RNA from Balearica regulorum gibbericeps (East African grey crowned-crane), 402 nucleotides. The record is from RefSeq and is a predicted model, not a curated record. Lineage: Eukaryota; Metazoa; Chordata; Aves; Gruiformes; Gruidae.